AUGGACACCCUCCAUCUCCCGACGCUCCUCGCUGCCGCCCUUCUCUUCUCCUCGUCCUUGGCGCUGACCUUCGACGAGGAGGCCACCACUGCCCGUCGCCAGGAGCUCUCCUUCGAGCACAACCACCACCCGACCGACCACGUGCACAUCGACAUCGACAUCGACAUCAAGAUCCAAAACCCGCGCCUCCUCACGGCGCACAAGGCGCUGCAUGCGCUCAAGGACGCGCUCUACUCCGACCCGAACAACUUCACCGGCGACUGGGUCGGCCCCGACGUGUGCGCCUACAACGGCGUGUUCUGCGUCCCGUCGCUGCACAACGCAUCGGAGAGCGCCGUCGCGACGCUCGACAUGAACGCCGCCGACGUCGCGGGAUACCUUCCCAAGGAGAUCGGGCUCCUCAAGGACCUCGCCGUGCUCCACCUCAACUCCAACCGGUUCUGCGGGGUCAUCCCGGAGGAAAUCAGGGACAUGGCUGAGCUCUACGAGUUCGACGCAAGCAACAACCGCUUCGUCGGGCCGUUCCCCGCGGCGUUGCUCGACGUCCCCAAGCUCAGCUACCUCGACAUCCGGUUCAACGACUUCGACGGCCCGAUCCCGCCGGAGCUCUUCCAGAGGCCCUACGACGCCAUCUUCCUGAACAACAACCGGUUCACCUCCGGCAUCCCUGAGACCAUUGGCAAGUCGAAGGCGACGGUGAUCGUCCUCGCCAACAACGAGCUCGGCGGGUGCAUCCCCCGUAGCAUCGGCGAGGCCCUGGAGACGCUCGAGCAAUUCGUUUUCACCAACAACAGCCUCACCGGCUGCCUGCCGGUCGAGGCGGCGCACCUGAUGAAUGCGGCCGUGUUCGACGUCAGCGGCAACGCGCUCACGGGCUCGAUCCCGCCGGCGCUGGCCGGGCUCUACAAGGUCGAGCAGCUGGACCUGUCGAGCAACAUGUUCACCGGGGAUGUGCCUGGGGACGUCUGCCAGCUGCCGGGGCUGGCGAACCUGUCGGUCUCGUACAACUUCUUGACGCGCGAGGCCGCCGAGUGCGGCGCGCUGGACGGGAACAUGGGCAGGUCCUUCCAUGACGAGGCAAACUGCAUGGGGCAAUCGAGGCCCAUGCAGAGGACCGCAGAUGAGUGCCAGCCGGUCGUGAGCAACCCUGUGGACUGCACCAAGGUCGAACCGUUUUUUGACCAGAGUCAACCGCUGUGGAUAAAGUUCUGA
This is a messenger RNA of Setaria italica (foxtail millet), 1212 nucleotides long. Its product is annotated as pollen-specific leucine-rich repeat extensin-like protein 1. Gene Ontology annotation, molecular function: protein binding. Lineage: Eukaryota; Viridiplantae; Streptophyta; Magnoliopsida; Poales; Poaceae. The transcript has 2 exons. Bases 1 to 1212 code for a protein of 403 amino acids. The record is from RefSeq and is a predicted model, not a curated record.